UUCAUUCCCUGCCUCUGGGCUUGAAUUCUUUGCCUCUGAAGUGACUUGAAAUGUACUUUUAUUUUGCAAUGCUAUUGCUAAGUUGUUUCUUUUCCAAAGCACCUGUUGAAGGAAAAGGAAAAAAACAAACCAACACCAUACAAAAAACCAAAAAACAACUUAUAGCAAGAGUUGGAGAGGGCUGAGAAGAGGUGAAGCCAUUAUGAGCUGCCAGAAUGCCACCCUGGAGUUGAAGAGAGGGUCCCAGCAGGGGCCAAGGAGCCUGGUGAGAAAUGCAGAAGGUGCAAGUGCAGAGGAAGAGGUCAGCCCAGCCCUGCUUGAAAACCAGCUCAGCUUGGGUGACUUUGUCCAAAUACAGAGAGCCUUUGAGUCCUCAGAGCCAAGUCAAACCAUCUGUAUGUCCAGAGAAGAAUUUACGCAGAGGAUGACAGAGAUUGUUGGUUGGGGCACCAAGGAAGACUACGGAGAGCUCUUUGAUAAAGUGGAUGUGGCCCAAGAUGGCUUCAUUAACUGGGACAAGCUGACUUCAUUUAUAUUGUUAACACUUUAUGAGAAAGAUGAACAAUCCAAGGCAAUGGUGGUUCCCCAGUGGAAAGACCUGGAGUUCCUCCCAGUGAAGCACAAGGACACCAUUCAAAAAGUAAUUUUCCUAAAAAGUUCAAGCCGUUAUCUGACCAUCAGUAAGGAAGGUUUAUUAGGAAUCUGGGGAGAGAAUUUAAAGCUGCAAGAAACACUUCCCAUCACUUCUGAUGCCACCAGGCUUAAACACCUGUGGGUGACAAGUAUGGUUUCUCUGGAAAAUGUAAACAAGAUAGCUGUGGCUUUUACAAGUAAAGAGAUUUGUUUCUAUGAUCUAUUGUCCAAAGAAGAAUUUCCUUGUCAGUAUAGACUCCAAGGCCUGAAAGGAACACCAAUUUGCAUGGAUUAUUGGUAUGACCCUCUUGAUGCCAAUGAGUCAAUUCUUUCUUUUGGGGACAUAACCGGAAAGGUUCAGGUAAUUGCUUUCACAACAGCCUUGAUUUCCCUUUUCGAGCGUCCAGCUAGUGCAUGUGAAGAUGAAGAAGCUACUGUGACCAUUCACUGGGCAGAGCUGCUCUCUGGGUAUCAUUAAUGUUGCUAUACAUUAGAGCAUAAACUUCAUCGUGGAGAUUGGGUCAGACAAGUUACUUACAAUGCAUCUUUAGAUGCUUUUAUUUCCAGUACAACCAGCAAUACCAACACUGUGGUGCUGGCUUGGAGAGAGAAAGCCAAAAAACAUCUUAAAAUGACAUCCUUCAGCAUUGCCCAGGGCAUUCAUGCUUUUGAUUACCACUCUCGGCUCAAUUUAAUUGCCACUGCUGGCAUUAACUAUAAAGUUUGCCUUUGGAACCCUUAUGUUGUCUCUAAGCCAGUUGGUGUCCUUUGGGGUCACUCUGCCAGUGUGAUAGCCGUCCAGUUUUUUGCUGCAAGAAAACAACUUUUCAGCUUCUCCAGAGAUAAAGUUUUGAGACUCUGGGAUAUUCAGCACCAGCUGUCCAUCCAGAGGAUAGCUUGCUCUUUUCCCAAAAGUCAAGACUUCAGGUGUCUCUUCCAUUUUGAUGAAGCCCACGGACGACUUUUCAUCUCAUUUAAUAAUCAGCUAGCAUUGCUGGCAAUGAAGAGUGAAGCUGGCAAGAGGGUGAAAAGCCACAAGAAAGCAGUCACUUGUGUGCUUUACAAUUCAGUCUUGAAGCAGGUAAUCAGCUCUGAUGCGGGGUCGACUGUUUCCUUCUGGAUGAUAGACACCGGGCAGAAAAUCAAACAGUUUACAAGUUGCCAUGGCAACGCAGAAAUCUGCACGAUGGCCCUUGAUGCAAAUGAGACACGGCUUUUGACUGGCAGCACAGAUGGGACGGUAAAGGUCUGGGACUUCAAUGGCCUUUGUCACCAUACACUAAAUGUUGGGCAAGAGGGAGCUGUGGAUAUUUCACAUAUUCUGGUUCUGAAGAAGAUAAUACUGGUUACAGGCUGGGACAGGUAUGAUAUGCAAAGCCAUAGGAAGACGGGAAAGGCUAUUACUGUGUUCCGACCUCAGAACUUCAAUCAAUUUUUCAUCCACCCUGAAGAAUGGAAGGGAGGAGUACAGCACCAUGACGAUAUCUUAUGUGCUGCAUUUUUACCUCCACAAACUCUUGUUACAGGGAGUUAUGAUGGAGAAAUUGUUCUAUGGAACAAUAGCACAGAAAAUGCUCAUCACGUCCUUCAUCCUGAUUACCAGCGGCUGCUAAAAACAAAAUCGGAUACAGAGUCUCAGAAGUUUCUCAGUGCUGGGAAGAGAUGCUCCACCCACCCCACAGCAGACCAGGCUACCCUGGGAGCCUGUUCCUUAGAGACGGACACAGAGCGCAAUAAUGCUGUUAUGAGGCUUUGCUUCCUUGAAGCAAGAAAAAAAACCUCAGCAACAGGGGGAGCCAACCUGGUGUCAUGUGGAGGAUCUGGGUAUGUCAGAUUCUGGGAUACAUUUAAGAAACAACUUUUGGCUGAAUUUUUGGCUCACAGAGGAGUUGGUUCCAUUAUCAUGUCUACUGGCAAAUCAAAUCGAUACCUCGCCACAGGAGAUCUUGAGGGGUGGUUGAAAAUCUGGAAUAUAGAGGAGUACUGUCUUAAUUCCAAUGAGAACAAACUCACACAGGCCCCAACUCUGAUAAGAUCAUUCAGACCUCAUGAAGACUGGAUAAGUUCCUUAGCGAUGUGUGAGCCUGGCAGCCGCUCCCUGGUUCUCUCCGCCUCUGCAGAUUGCAGCAUCUGUGUGACUGAUGUCUGCAGUGCUUCUGUCCGGAUCUUUGGUCAGGGAAAGCAUUGGCAACUUGAGAACUGUUUUUCCCUUCCUAAAAGAGACAAUAAUUUAAUGGAAAAUAAGAUUCAAGAGGAAAGCACAAAGGAAAUUCCUUUACUUUCCAAGGAGGAAUCAUGCUUGGACCCAACAAAACCUUCUCUACUUGAUAAGAAAAACAAAUAUUCAGCAGAUAGUGUCAGACCAUCAGAGGUCAUAAACUUAGGUAUGAAAUACAAGGAAAGAAAUGUUUAUAGGAAAAAAAUGCACCACCUUUACAAUAGUGAAGCUAUACAAAAAUCACUCAAUGCUUUUCGGUCAUUAAACAUUGGAACCUUGAAAGAGUUGCCUGAAGUGAGUAAACCAGCUUUUCUUCUAGACCCUGAGAAAUACUUCAGGGAAGACCUGGAGGAGGAAUGUCCCCAAAUUCCAGAGCUUCCACCACUUUCUGAAACGUUGAAAGCAGGAUUUGGUGAGAAAAACCUGUUCCCCAAAGAAAUUCUGGAUCGUGAAAGAAGAGUCAAGCAAUUAUGUCAAGAAACAAGUAGUGAAGUGAAGAUAAAAAGAAAUAAGAGGCCAUUACAAUUGAAAGAAAAAUAAAUA
Molecule: messenger RNA, 3394 nt
Organism: Phacochoerus africanus (Common warthog)
Lineage: Eukaryota; Metazoa; Chordata; Mammalia; Artiodactyla; Suidae
Gene: WDR49
Product: WD repeat domain 49
Exons: 19
Molecular function (GO): protein binding; calcium ion binding
Source: RefSeq, a predicted model, not a curated record